Macrosiphum euphorbiae (potato aphid) is the source of this 2154-nucleotide messenger RNA. NCBI's taxonomy places the organism in Eukaryota, Metazoa, Arthropoda, Insecta, Hemiptera, Aphididae. The record is from the annotation of a GenBank genome assembly.
AUGCAAGCAAAUAAUAAACAUGAUAUUGGUCUUUUUCUUGGUAAGUCUGUUGACAAUACAUUAAAAUAUGAAAUGCUUAUGUCUCCAUGGAACCCUUGUAGUGCUUAUGAUUUUAAAGCAGAUAUUAGUGUUGGUAAAAGACCUUUUUUGUUAGCUUGGCUUAAACAGUAUGAUUGGCUUUGCUACUCAGCCAUUUUUAAAGGAGCUUUUUGCAAAUUUUGUGUUUUGUUUGAACCACCGAUUGACAAAGGUGGAGUGCAAGGCGCAUUCAUAAAAACAGCGUUUAUUAAGUACAAACAUUUCCAAGCUCAGUCAAAGAUACAUUCAAAAUGUUCUUGGCAUAUAUCUUCAGUACAGAGUGCUAAAAAUUUUAUAGCUAUUAUGGAUGGUAAAAAAAUAGAUGUACAUCAAAUGUUAAAUUCGUCAGUGAAAAAUGUAAUUGAAUCAAACAAUCGUAAACUGCAUUCAAUAAUUUCUUCUAUUAUUUUCCUUGGUGUGCAUGGAAUACCACUGAGAGGAAAAACUGAUGACACAGCUAUAUUUAAUAAUUUACUACAUUUUAGGGUUGAAAGUGGAGAUGAAAUUUUGAAUGAUCAUUUUAAAAAUAGUGCUAAAAAUGCAAGUUACAUGUCUCAUAGAAUACAAAAUGAACUUAUAAGUAUAAUAGGUAAUGUAAUAUGUAAUAUGAUUUUAAAACGUGUCAAGGAAGCUGAAUGUUAUUCAAUAUUAGCAGAUGAAACAAUGGAUAUAGCGGGAAUAGAACAAUUAUCAAUAUGUUUAAAAUACGUGACUUAUGAAAACAACCAAACAGUUAUAAAAGAAGACUUUGUUGGGUUUAUUUCAUUGGAAAAAUUGGACUCAGAAAGUAUAUCAAACAAAAUUAUUUCUAGUUUACAAGAAUGGGGUUUGGACCUAAAUAAAUUGGUAGGACAAGGAUAUGAUGGUGCUAGCACAAUGGCUGGACAUGUCAGUGGUGUACAAAAAAGAAUAAGAGACAAGUAUAAGAAAGCAGUUUUUGUCCAUUGUGCUAGUCAUAGAUUAAACUUGGUUUUAAACGAACUGAACUCAGUUCCAUGUGUUCGGAAUACAAUUGGUAUUAUUAAAGAAACUAUAAACUUUUUUAAAGAAAGUUCAUUGCGUCGAAUAGUUGCUCCAAGUCUUACGAAAUUGUGUGUUACUAGGUGGUCGGAGUCACAUAAGGCAUUAAGAAAAUAUUAUGAAAAUUUCCUGUUGAUAGUAGAAGCACUAGAGUAUCUCAAAGUAAAUGGGAAUAAAGAUACAUCAUUGAAAGCUACAUGUCAUUUAAAUUCUGUUACCACAUCUCAAUUUAUUGUGUGCCUUAGGAUAAUUGCUAAAUACUCUGCAACUAUAGAACCUAUAACCAAUUCUUUACAGGGAAUAAAUUGUGAUUUAUUUAGUGCAAAUAAACAUAUUAAAGACCUUAUUAAAUAUAUCAGUGAUGACAGAGCUAAUAACGAAGAAAUGUUUCCAAUUUUAAUGAAAGAUAUUAAUAUGUACUUAAAUGAACUUGGUAUUACAUUAAUGACUCCAAGAGUAUCCUCAAAACAAACUUUAAGGAAUAACCCCCCUUCAUCAGGUCCAGAAGACUACUACAGAAAAUCUAUUUAUAUACCAUAUUUAGAUUCACUGAUCACAUCUUUAAAUGAAAGGUUCCCAGAGGAUAAUUCAAAAUAUGAGAUCAUUUCAGUUCAUCCUAAGUACUUAAAACAAACAAAAAAAGAAGAAUUUAUCAUACAACUCCAGAAUCUAAAAUCAUUUUAUGGAGAAUUCAUUGAGAAUAUUGAAGAAGAAGGCCUAGUAUGGUACAAUAUGUGGAAAGAAAAAAAUGAUGACAAUAUAGAUUUUCUGAAGUUAUUAGAUGAAGUCACAUUUCUACCUUCAAUAAAAAAAUGUAUUUUAAUAGCAGCUACACUUCCAUCUACUACAUGUAGCGUUGAAAGGUCUUUUAGCUCACUUAAAAGACUUAAAACAUGGCUUCGUAGUACUGUAACUGAGAACCGCUUGAAUGGCUUGGCAUUAAUGAAUAUUUACAAAACUUAUGUGCAAGCUCAAAAAUCAAAAAUUAUAGAUGAAACAAUAAAAUUAUUUGCUAUGGAGCCUAGGCGCAUGCAAUUUUUAUUUAAUGACCAAUAA